AUGGUUAUCCAGAACUUUAUAUCUUUUUACCGUAUACCAACACUAUUUGUUUCUGUAUGUUAUCUCUUCAAAAUGCCCUGUGAGUGUCCGAUUUUCCAUCUUUGUUCAGUAUAUCCAUUUAUCUUUAUAUAUAUCUACACCAAGCUAUAUAUCUGUUUUGUUCUAUCUAUCUUUGUUCAAUAUAUUUAUCUAUUUAUCUAUCAAUUUUCUUCUUCUAUCUAUCUAUCUAUCUAUCUAUCUAUCUAUCUAUCUAUCUAUCUAUAUAUCUAUAUAUCUAUGUAUCUAUCUAUCUAUCUUAUCAUAUCUAUGUUCAAUAUAUCUAUCAAUCUCAGUAUUUAUCUAUUUAUCUUUAUAUAUAUAUAUAUAUAUAUAUAUAUAUAUAUAUAUAUUUUUUGUACCAUCUGUUUUUGUUCGAUCUAUCUUUAUUCAAUAUAUUUAUCUAUUUUUGUUUAUCUUCUAUCUAUCUAUCUAUCUAUCUAUCUAUCUAUCUAUCUAUCUUCGUUCAGUAUAUCUAUGUUCAAUAUAUCUAUCAAUCUUUUAUAUCUAUCUAUCAAUCUGUUCAAUAUAUCUAUCUAUCAGUCUUUGUUAAGUAUAUCUAUCUAUCUUAUAUCUAUCUAUCUAUCUAUCUAUCGUUUAUAUCUAUUUUUCUUCUAUCUAUCUUCGUUCAGUCUAUCUAUCUAUCUAUGUUCAAUAUAUCUAUCUAUCUAUCUAUCUAUCUAUCUAUCUAUCUAUCUAUCUAUCUUCGUUCAGUAUAUCAAUCUAUCUAUCUAUCUAUCUAUCUAUCUAUUUAACUUCGUUCAUAUAUCUAUCUAUCUAUCUAUCUACGUUCUAUCUAUCUAUCUAUCUAUCUAUCUAUCUAUUAAUCUAUCUUCGUUCAGUAUUAUAUAUCUAUCUAUUCUUGUUCAAUAUAUCCAUCUAUAUUUGUUACUUCUGUCUAUCUAUCUAUCUAUCUAUCUAUCUAUCUAUCUAUCUAUCUAUCUAUUUUUGUUUUAUUAUCUAUCUUCGUUCAGUCUAUCUAUAUAUCUAUCUAUCUAUCGAUCUAUCUUCGUUCAGUAUAUCUAUUUAUCUAUUUUGUUCUAUCUAUCUAUCUAUUUAUCUAUCUAUCUAUUUUUUUCUAUCUAUCUUCGUUCAGUCUAUCUAUCUAUAUAUCUAUCUAUCUUAGUUCAGUAUAUCUAUUUAUCUAUCCAUAUUGUUCUAUCUAUCUAUCUAUCUAUCUAUCUAUCUAUCUAUCUAUCUAUCUAUCUAUCUGUCAUGUGCUUUACACCUGAAAUAGUCCUUGACUUGCCCUGGGCGCAUGUAGCUGAUAUUGAACUCUAG
Acanthosepion pharaonis is the source of this 1317-nucleotide messenger RNA. The record is from the annotation of a GenBank genome assembly. Lineage: Eukaryota; Metazoa; Mollusca; Cephalopoda; Sepiida; Sepiidae.